CUGAGCACCCACGUUCAGGAGUGGAGUAGUUUGGUCGUGGAUGCUCAGCGAGGGGUGCUGGUACCCUCCUGGGGUAGUCUUUUCUUUAAUUCCGUUACCAUGUUAAUUGGGACGGGGGGGGGGGGGGAAUUGGGCCUCCGGCCAACUGUACUCACCAAGCGCAACGCAGAGAAUACCAACACGUCUGACGAAAGUGCCCCCGCGCCUCAAAGCACGACGCGACAACGUGGACAUCGACGCACGUUCGAGAUCAAAGCAACCCCCCAAGCGGCAUACGAUUGGGACUUCAACUCUGCGCGGCCGCCUGGAAAGAGGACCAAUAUUAUUGAGUCCAUCGGGCAUCUCAUCAAAAGCUGCCUUGGCGGCGGACUCUUGGCGAUUCAUGAAGCAUAUAAACAAUGCGGUUUGGCGACUUCGUUUUUUCUAACGAUUAUUUUGGGCUUUCUGGUCAGCUACUGUAUGUUUAUGCUUGCAAAAUCAGCUCAAAAGAUUUAUGGACGUGUCCAAAUACCCGCCAUGUCAUAUCCAGAUCUCGCCGAGACUGCACUGGCGAUUGGUCCUUUUCAGAGGUUAAGGAAGUUCAGCCGAUGUUUUAGGUACGCCGUGGAUUUUACGAUAUGCGUAGAUUUAUUCGGGUCCUGCUGCGUUUACCAAGUAAUGAUAUGUCGGACCAUCAAGCAGCUAGUGGAGGGCACCGAUGAGAUCAGCAACGAGGGCAACCCUCCUCUCAGAGUCUACAUCUUGGCGAUCAUGAUUCCCUGCCUUUUGAUCUGUAUGAUCACUACGCUGAAGUAUCUCGCACCUUUCUCAAUUGCCGCCGAUAUAUUCAUAGUAAUUAUCACUAUUGCUACGGUCUAUUAUGCCUCGAAGAGUGCCACGAUGAGCCCUCUAGACUUUCCGGCAUUUAAGAAUCUGGGUGGAUUCCUGGAGUUUCUGGGAGUUUGCGUCUUCAGUAUGGAAGGCAUAGGAGUCACGCUGGCGAUAGAAAACAACAUGCAAGAGCCAAAGAAGAUAGGGCUCGUAUUAGCUGCAGGAAUGUCAAUUGUCGUGACUAUCGUUCUGGUGAUGGGCUCCUUUGGAUACUGGGGCUUCGGAGAAAGUGCAAGAUCCCCUGUGACUGUUAAUUUUCCAUUGUCACCCUUCCCUAUUGCACUGAAAGUCUUCAUGGCGCUGAUGGUCUACGUGACGUUCGCGCUUAACUUCUGGGUGCCUUUCGACCUUGUCUGGUACUACAUCAAGAAGCGCUACGACCCAUCGAAGUACUGGCUUUGGGAGAGAGUAUACAGGGCCAUUUUUGUAAUAAUUAUCACCCUGACUGCCUUUACAUUCCCUAAUGUCUCCACCUUCAUUGGCUUGCUUGGUUCUUUCUGUCUAUCGAACAUGGGCUUCAUCUAUCCGGCUUUCAUUGAACUGUGCCUGGAUUGGGAGUAUCCAGGACUUGGUUUCAUGAAGUGGAGACUCAUAAAAUUCAUCCUCAUCGCGCUCUUCGGCUUGUUUCUCUGUUGCUUUGGAACUUACAGUAACGCCAAAGAAUUGAUACGGCAGUCCUUCUAA
Molecule: messenger RNA, 1554 nt
Organism: Parnassius mnemosyne (clouded apollo)
Lineage: Eukaryota; Metazoa; Arthropoda; Insecta; Lepidoptera; Papilionidae
Source: the annotation of a GenBank genome assembly